Molecule: messenger RNA, 4279 nt
Organism: Procambarus clarkii (red swamp crayfish)
Lineage: Eukaryota; Metazoa; Arthropoda; Malacostraca; Decapoda; Cambaridae
Source: RefSeq, a predicted model, not a curated record
GACGGCUGGCCAGUCGCGGGUUGCCCACUACCCCGAGCACAUCUUGACGGACGGCGCUGUCACCCCGCGCACCACGGUGUGUGUCUCGCCUCUCGUGCGCAAGACUCAUCCACACUGAUGAUGCAGGAGGGUAGGAGGUGGAGCAGCCACUGGUGUGUGUGACGCCUGCAGCAUCCCGAGUUUGGUGCCCGCUUCUCAGUCCUCCUCUCCCGUUGUACCAGUCACAGGAAGCUAUCUGUGGUCCCUGCCAGCCACAGGAAGCCAUCCGUGGUCCCUACUACCCACAAAAGGAUCAUCUGUGGUCAAGUCAUUCACACCAAUCCAUCUGUGGUCCCCAUCCGCUGCAAGGGGCCAUCUGGGGUCCAUACCCGUGACAAGGAGCCAUCUGUGGCCCCAAUGAGUAACCACAAAAGGUGCUCUUGUGCUGACUGGCUCACUCACCACCCGCACACUCACCACUCCCUCAAGCUAUCCCACCACCUGCACAUCUGCAGGCUGGUGGACACGUCACUUCUCUCUCCACACACUAAAUAAAAACGAAGGUAUUAAAAGAAGAAGACGCAGAACAGGAUUAAACGGUAACUUGCUCAUCACAGACUUGUUUCUCGGUGCGAAUGAUACAUAGACGAGCAUGAGAGGUGUCCGUCAUUCAGGGGAUAAGACUAGCAAGGCGUGAGAGUGUCUAGGGCCCGGACUGUAGUGAAUAAUGCGUCAAAGAGACGCUCAAUAUAUAGAUAUAAACAGUCAUCGGCGAGUCUUCAAGGAGUUGUGGGAGUGUACUUCAGCGCAGUAGGUGAAGGUGUGAGGCCAUAGUGGACUUGAGUGUGACAAGAGCGACAGCGAGGAAGUGAAGUGCAAGAGUUAUUAGUGAUGAGGUGGUCAGGGAUGUCCGGGAUGGGCGUGCGAGGGCCUUUAAUAACGCCCUCACUGGCGCGGGCGGCGGCCUGUUUCCUGGUGGUGGCCGCGGCGACCUGCGCACAACCUGCCCACCCCAGCCACGCCUCCAGUCACCUCCACCACACCACCACCACACUCACGGUCAGCAAUAUUAAGGUUCGUCCAGAACGUGCAGCACUAACACCACCCACUGUAACAUCACUUCGACCACCUGACAGAAAUAAGAAUGGACAGCAUGUUGGAGGUGUGACCAUUCCAGGCGAACAGAGUGGAAGCAACAGCCCACCAAUCGUAGCCAGCCUCUCGCCUUCCAGCAUCGGCUCCUCAGAUCAUCAUCCAUACCGUAACACACCAGGGAUUAUAUAUCACCGCCAACCCAUAUCACCUGUAGCAACUGCUGCCUCAAACUCAGGGAAUGAUGCAGAUUUGACUAAACAACAUUUUCUCAGAGCUCAUCACCAUACACACUUUGCACCAACACCCAGGAACAUAUCUUCAUCAACAAGGCACAAGAUCCCAAUGCUGGCAGCAACAGCAACAUCCUGGAACAGCAGUAUGUCUGCACAUGCUGACACAAGUAUAACUAGGAGAGCCCGUAAAGAUCAUAGAGAUACAAGAAUAUCAAGUAGAAUGGUUCCAGAACCUGUUGAGGAAGGUGACACAAAGGAAGUGACCUUGGGUGAAGCAGGAGGAACAAGCGAGGACAAUGCUGCAGUGGGAGGUGUAUGGGAGACAAGAGCUAUUGAUGAGGGCACAGUGUUGGAGAAAGGUAAUCAUCGACCCCAUUUUUCCGAUGGUCGCCCUGAUACUUUUGGCCAUAGUAUAACUGAAGACCUCUCGCAUCUCAAGACUGAGCAUUCACCACGAAGGGAUCGAGGAAGAGAAGCUGUUACAUUUAUUUCAUACCCUGCAAGUGAUCAUUCAUCAAGGGCAGCAUCUGAUCAGUAUUAUCCUCGUCAUCAUGGGUUUGCAGUUCAUGAAGAUAAUUUUCAUAAUACUGGUUCAACCGACUCUCAUAUAUCCUCGGGUAGUAUUCCAGAACAAGUCUCCAGAAGGGUGUCUGUCUCUCAUCACGUGGCAGGACAUACACACCAACCUCAUCCAGAAAGAACAUCUGAACCUUUUCAUGGUGGUUUUGAAUCUGUUGAUUAUACUCUCCAAAGCAGAAAUAAUCAGGAGGGGAACAACCCUCGUGUAUAUGGUCUACCUACUGAUGACUUUCAUCAAAAUGAUCGUGUGGUGCGUGAGAGAGGAACAUCACCGGCCAGUCCUAACACAGCAACCACUACCUCAAGCUCAGCUAGACCUCUCAGUAUCCAAGAGAUUGUUAGAGCAAAAAAUAUGUCUAAUACAGAUGACUUGCUGUUAUUCUUAAAAGAAAAGAACAUUCCCUUUCGCAAACUUAUUGAAUUUAUUAAUCGUGGGGCAAAAAUUCAAGAAGUUCUACUGUUCCUUCAAUCAGAUACUGACACACCAACAAAUGAACCAUCAUUUUCAUCAAAAUCUAAUAGCAAACCUCUCAGAGAUUUGUCACUAACUGAUGAGGAAUAUGCAGGUAAUGUUUUUAAAAAUAAAACUAGACCAAGAAAGAACAGUGAAAUCUCUCAGGUAGCAGAGUCACCUGAAUCAAAUUCUGGCAUAAUCUUCAGCGAGAAGAUUCAUGUCACUGCAACGUCUGAUUUGUCAGAUAACCAAAACUUUCCACUGUCUACCAGUCCAGAGGAUGAGCUAAAUGAUGAAGCACUCAAAGAUACCAUAGACACUGAUGAUGAAAAAAAGCAAAGAAGAAAUAGGAAUAAGGGUCAAAGAGUCAGGCAGAGGGGAAAGAACAGAGGCAAGAAAAAUAAAGGUAAAAAAGGAAAAAAAGGAGAGCAAGGACUGCCUGAUCUUGUUUACACAACAGUAAUACUGCCUGUGGAUACCAAUAUAAAUGGAAGUGGAGCAAAAGUGACACAAUUUUCAAUUUCUACUGAAACACCCUUAACUACAACUACCAUACCCUCUGUUUCAACAAAAUCAUUUAUUACAACAGAGUCAAAUAUACCUAACUUAUCAACAGAUAUACCCACUCCAGCUUCCUCUUCUACCCAAUCACCAAUAACAACACUGCCAGAUGGACCAGCCAGGAAAACUACAUUUACUCACUUGGCUGUAUCAAGACCAAGUAUUAAUUUAGCACAAAUACCUGUUUCACCACAGUCUCCUACUACUGCUCUAGCUUCAGCGACAGCCACGCUUUUGCCAACAACUGUUUUUAUUACAUCAACCCAUCAAACUACCCCACCCCCAACCUCAACAACAAUUUCUCUUGACCCAAGUGGUGGCAAUAGUGGAACGCCACUUCCUGAAACUGAAGGAUUUGCACCUGCUAAAACAUCAGAAGUUUCAAUCUUAUCUGUAACAAUUAUGGAGAUUCCGGCAGAGAAAAAUAAUGAAGAUGAAACAGUGUUAGAGUAUCCUAAACCAAGCAAGAAAAGGCCAAGUCACCAACAAGAUACGCACAGGUCACAUGAGAGGCGAAGGCCACCAAAGGUUCUACAUAAUUAUCCCAAGCACACUUCUGUAUCAACUAUGGAGCAAACUGAAAAUGAGUUGAAAAGCAGGACAAAUUUUGUAAGGGAGCAACAAACAGAUGACUAUGUUUUUCCUGUAAAAGGUAUCUUAAUCAUCAGUGGUGUUUUGGGUGCCCUGGCGGUAUUUACACUCGUAGUUCUCAUAUCUUAUGCAGUUAUUAAGUGCUCCAAAAAACCUGUUGUAAAUAAUUACCAAGUUUCUGAACAAAAACCAGUAGCUCAAUGAAACACUAUUGAUGGCAUAUAUUUAUAUUCUCAUGCACCUCAAAUUCUGCUGCCAGUACUGUAAAUCAUUUACUGCACACUCUCACCACCGGGAUCAGCAUCAUAUUUUCUGUGAUGCUGAUCCCAGUAGUGACCUUACUGGGGGGUCACUACUGGGAUCAGCCUACUCUAAAUAAAAAACUGAUCCUCUGUCAUUAAAAAUAUACAAUAAAACUACAAUUCCUUAACCCUUCUGCUGCAGCAAUGUUACACAAUCCUCUUCCCCAGUCCAGCAUUGUUUAAAAAAAAUUAGUUCAUAUGAACAUAUUAUAUACAUAAAAUUAUGUCAAGUUCAACAGAAAUAAGCAUAAAAUUUUAGGUGCUAUGGUUUGGCUGUGGUAGGCUGAGUAAGGAGGAUUUGCCCCUAACAAAUAUAUUUAUGGAAAAAUACGUGGUUAAGUCAGGAGGAUUUACCCUAACAAAGAUUUUUUUUUCUUUUUUUUAGAAUACAGUAUACACGAGUUGUUACAUUCUUGUACAGCUACUAGUACGCGUAGCAUUUCGGGCAAGUCCUUAAUCCUAAGUUCCCUGGUAAACGAACCCCG